AUGUCAAACUCAACUACUGUCAUCAAAAUUAAGGACAGUAACUCAAUUAUACGUUCACCAGUUACCUUAGCAGUAAUUUCAGCUGUACUACUAGCAGCCAUACUAUUUUUUGUAUGGAGAAUAGUACUGAGAGUACAGAAGAAGAAACAAUUAUUGAAAGAUAUAACACCAAAAUCGGAUCAUCGAAUAACUGGGGUAAGACUUAACGAUUCUAUACGUUUCGUGGUUCCUACCUUACAAAUUUACGAAACUACAGAGGAUUCACUUUCGGAAACUGAUUCGAAUGGUUCGAAAUUUUCGGAUAGAGAUGGACGAGUACGUAGAAUGAGCUUCACAGGAUACCAAAUACAACCUCAGGAUCUGGAGAAGGAUCUUUAUGAAGAUGAUGUACAGGACAAUUGUUUAAAAAAUGGUAGAAAUGUAGGACGUUUGGGAUUUUCUUUACAUUACAUUUACGAUAGACAAGAAUUACGUAUUCAUCUCAUUGCCGCAACCGAUAUUAAGUCUCAUUUCAUGAAAGGUACAGCAAAUAUUUAUGCUAAAUUACGUUUAUUACCAGAAAAGUCUACCAAAUAUUUUACACGUGUUCACAGGAACACGCUGGAUCCUGCUUUUAAUGAAACUUUCGUUUUUUCUGUUAAACCAAACGAAAUUCAACAUAAAAUAUUAUAUAUAACUGUAUGGGAUUACGAUAAAUAUUCUAGGAAAGUUAGAAUUGGUGAUGUUAAAUAUCCCAUUAAAAACUCAAUUAGCGAAGACUUUAUUAAAGAUUUAUGGUUAAAUUUGAAAUUUAAUUGUGAUAAGAUUAAUGAGAAUUGUGGAGAAUUACUGAUAUCAAUUUGUUACAAUCGAGAAAAAACAACUCUUACUCUUACUAUAUUAAAAGCCAGGAAUAUUUAUAUAGAAAAAAACGAGAAAGAUAAAGCAUCAGUAUACGUCAAAGUUACAUUGUACGUUCGAAAGAAGGUAAUUCGUGCUAAGAAAACGGUUUUAAAACGUAAAAUUCCGGAGGUAGAAUUUAAUAACAGUUUUCACAUCCAUGUACUUCCUUCAGCUCUUGAAGAAGUUGAUAUUUUAAUUAAUUUAUACGGAAGAUCCGGAAUUGGUAGGAAAUAUAUCAUUGGAGGAACACAAGUUGGAGCGAAUUGCAUUUGUAAUCAAGGAAUUCAACAUUGGCAAGAUAUGAUCGCUAGCUUAAAUAGCACUUCUAUUCAUUGGCAUACACUAAUGCGUUAAAUGUAUUUUAUAUUUCAAGUCUGGUAAAAGACAACGUUUAGGGAUUAGUUUGAUGAGUGCAAAGCAAUACUUGAAUAUACUGAUAAGGAGCGCCUUCGACUCCUAUUAAGGUAUCAGACACGCGACGAAAACCCGAAAAACUUCACGUGCCAGUCCUUUAGCUAGGCGCGAACCCAACAAACUAUUAUAGUUAAGUGGUUUAUUUAAUCGUCCACUGUGAAACACUAGUUUAAAAAGAACGUCUCCUGUCACUUCGCGUCCAAACGCUUCAUUACUGUAUUCUAUAAAUUUAC
Centruroides sculpturatus (bark scorpion) is the source of this 1529-nucleotide messenger RNA. Its product is annotated as synaptotagmin-2-like. NCBI's taxonomy places the organism in Eukaryota, Metazoa, Arthropoda, Arachnida, Scorpiones, Buthidae. The record is from RefSeq and is a predicted model, not a curated record. Gene Ontology annotation, biological process: regulation of calcium ion-dependent exocytosis; calcium-ion regulated exocytosis; regulation of dopamine secretion. Bases 1 to 1236 code for a protein of 411 amino acids. Gene Ontology annotation, molecular function: calcium-dependent phospholipid binding; phosphatidylserine binding; clathrin binding. The transcript is spliced from 3 exons.